Fusarium subglutinans is the source of this 1299-nucleotide messenger RNA. RefSeq lists its product as uncharacterized. Bases 1 to 1299 code for a protein of 432 amino acids. The transcript is spliced from 3 exons. NCBI's taxonomy places the organism in Eukaryota, Fungi, Ascomycota, Sordariomycetes, Hypocreales, Nectriaceae. The record is from RefSeq and is a predicted model, not a curated record.
AUGGCUGCCCCUGAAUUGACUGUGGCUGUGCGAGACUUUCUGUGGCUGAGCCUCCUGUCUCUUCCUCUCCGCCUGACCUCGCGUCCACUUCCCCAGCAAACACCAAGUACCGGUACUAAGCCCGUCCUGUGUCUCACUGGUUCCGGCGGUCCACACCUCAAAUCCUCUGUCUUCCCAGAUCGGUGGCUUGAGGAGCUCCCGACCCACCAAAGCUCCCUCUUGUUCCCCGCAAAGCACGCAAAUGCAGCUGGGAAGCAAAAGGACUGGGAACUGGGAUCCUUCCAAAAGCCAAUCCGAGAUGACGACCAAGUCCGUCCCGAUCUACAGAGUUCACACCGUCAAGUACGGGUGUUCCUUGGGCUAACCUCACAGUCCACGGAGUUACAGUCGAGUGACGAAAGGGCGCUUUUCCUUGGCCCAAUGCGUGCUAUGCGUUCUCCUCUUCCAAUUCCCUGGCUCAUCUUGUCCAAGUAUCCCGUCACUCGUUCCCCACGGGUGAGGAACCUCGAUGCUGUUUGUGCGCCCUCCGCCUCGGCCUCGGAGCUACCCAUGCCUUACCAAUUUGCUUCUGGCUUCUCUCUGUCUGUCCAUGCUGCUUCUGUUUCUAGGCAAGGUACUAUAGUCGGCGCACCUGAACCCACGGCCCCCGAGGCCGAGGCCGGCGCUCCCACUUUGGACACCACAACAGCUCCUUCGCAGCCCGCCAAGCCGGAGGAGACCAAACCAACUGACGGAGCCGGUGGUCUCAGCGCCCCGCCGAAACCCGUCGAGGUUGCGUCUGUGCCAGAGACACCCGUCAACAACAUGACACCUGCAGGCGGCACUCCACGACCCGUGCUCAACCUCGAAGAAGAACCAAAGGAAACGCCAAAGAACGAGGACGAGAAUGCGUUCAUCACUGAUGCUCCAACAUCGGCGCCUGCUGUCUCCGCCCCAACGGAUGUCCCUAUGACUGACAAUGCUGCCGACGACAAGCCAGCGGGCAUCAACGGCGCUAGUAAGCCCGAGGUCAACAACGUCGCCGAAGCAGCUGCAGGCGAAAAGCGCAAGGCCGAUGAGCCUCCUGCUGCCACCAACGGCGCAUCCGAUCCCGCUGCGACACAGAAGUCGGAGUCGGAGGAGCGUGCUGAGAAGAAGGCUCGCGUUGAAGACGUCGCGGAUGAGCCGACCGCCACUGAGAAUACUUCGCCAAACGGUAAGCACGAAAACGGGAAAGCUGCGAAGAAGGACAAGAAGGUCAGCCCGGUUGCUGGGAAAACUGCACGUAAGACGCGAAGUCAAGGUCCUGUUGAGGUUUAG